CGGCUCGGCUGCACUAGAUAGGUAUAUAACACGAGGCGCCACAACUCUGCAUCUGACGUGCAGGGUGGUUGAUCUCGUUCGUCGCUGAUGACGGCGCUCAAUCCCAGAAUGGCAAUUUUGACGCGUCUAUGGACUAUGACGUAUCACGGUCCUUCUAAAUGGCUGCUGUUGCUUUCUUUCAGGUUGCAGCCGCUGGAUCUACCUGUCUCCUUCUUUUGUUCCAUUGCUUUUCAUUCGCUUCCUCUCUUCCCCAAUAAUCACAGUCUCAGACCAACCAGCUUCGUCGGUCCAAAACACAAUGCCACUCUACAACGUGCUCUCAUCACUUCGUCGCUUCUCGAAAGCACGAUAUGCAACAGCUAGUAUACUCUGCUCCCUUGGGGGUUUCCUUCUGGGUCUGGACACCAGUAUUAUAGGACCCGUGACGGUCAUGGACAGUUUCGUGCAUCAGUUCGGCACGUUUUCAGCUGCCGUGCAUGGUAUCUUGGUCUCCAGCAUUCUUCUCAGCGCGGCCGUCAGCUCCUUUUUCGCCGGUCGACCAGCCGACGUCUGGGGUCGUCCCUACGCCAUGGCCUUCGGUGCUGCUAUCUUCACCCUUGGAGCUGCACUCCAAGCUGGUGCAGUGAAUCUAGCAGUUUUUGCCACUGGCCGCGUUAUCGAGGGCAUCGGCUACGGUCUCUACUUUGGCACUCAGACCGUCUACAUCUGUGAGAUCGCACCACCACGUGUCCGCGGCCCACUCACCUCAGGUCCGCAGUUCAUGACAUGCUUGGCACUCGUUGUUGGCUACUUUGUCAGCUUUGCCAGCAUCAACAUCCCCGGUUCUCUAUCUUGGCGACUGCCUUUCAUCAUCACAGCCACCAUCGGUGUGGUUUAUGUCUUGAUCAACCUUUACCUCUUGCCUGAGUCGCCGCGCUGGUUGCUCCUCCACGGUCGCCAGACCGAAGCCGAUAGAGUCUGGGAUAAGCUUGGGGUAAAAAUAGAUGAUCGUGAAGCCGAGGGCGUCGAGUUAGACAAUCGUACAUCUGACGCCCCUAUCGAGAACACAAUCGGCGGCUCGCAAAUUUUUACUGGAGUUGCACGUGACGGCGAAAAGAAACAUGCAACCUUCCGCGACCUUUGGUCCCCCGACGUGCGAAAACGUACUUUUCUCUCCGUCUUCAUGAUGGGAUUUCUGCAAUUGUGUGGCAUUGAUGCAGUGCUUUACUACGCCCCGUUACUCUUUCAACAAGCAGGCCUCCAGAGUCAGCAAGCCUCCUUCUUGGUAUGGAUAUAUCCCAGACUACACCCACCUAUUGAGCUAAUCCCACCGGUCUCGCUAGGCCUCAGGCGUCUCCGCUAUAGUCAUCGUUGCUUCCAGCAUCCCCGCCACCCUCUUCGCGGACAGAUGGGGCCGCAGAGCAAGCACCCUCUUGGGUGGAGUUGGUCUCACAACCACCAUGUUCUUGAUCGGUGGACUUUAUGCGGGCCAUGCUGUUCAUCCAACGCAUGGAGCCGCUCGCUGGGUUGUUAUUGUCACCAUCUAUAUCUAUUGCAUCGUGCAGGCAACGACGUGGGGCAUUAGCAUUAAAGUCUGGGCUCCUGAGAUCCAACCUCACC
This is a messenger RNA of Xylaria bambusicola, 1599 nucleotides long. RefSeq lists its product as uncharacterized. Gene Ontology annotation, molecular function: carbohydrate:proton symporter activity. Bases 299 to 1564 code for a protein of 421 amino acids. Gene Ontology annotation, biological process: carbohydrate transport; transmembrane transport. The transcript has 3 exons. Gene Ontology annotation, cellular component: membrane. The record is from RefSeq and is a predicted model, not a curated record. NCBI's taxonomy places the organism in Eukaryota, Fungi, Ascomycota, Sordariomycetes, Xylariales, Xylariaceae.